AUGGUAUGUUGAUUUUUUUCAGAUUUUUUCAGAAGAAGUAAAUCAUUUUCCAGGUCAAGCUACUAACUUUGACGAUCCUCUUUGCGACUUUGACGGCUUUUCAAGCCUUUCUGUUACCUAGGACUGAACCAAAAUGUGGUGAAAACCAACAUUUGAAUCGCUGCGGCAACGAGUGCGAUGAGAUAUGCUACGUUCCAAAAAAAGUGCGUUUGAAGAAAGUUAUUCGAAAGAACAGCGGAAAUUCCAUCAAUGAUGUCAUUUUUUGAAGCAACUGCAGUGAAGCCUUGGUAUAACGUUUUCCAAUUUCGUUUUGAGACCCGAAAUUACUGUCACAGUAACUCGACAUAGUGUAGAAGCUUUCAGGCUAGUUGCUGUGAGGCUCCGCCCCCUCACUGACUUACAGUAAAUGUUUUAAUCAAAAAUACAAUUGUUUCCUAGUUGACGGAUCGACUUUAAGAAUAGAAAGUGGUUUUUUGAAAAGUACUUUUCCCUAAAAUACCUACAGUAACCCAGUGAGGGGCGGAGCCUCAGAAUAACCAGCCUGGAAGUUUACACUCUAUAACUAGAUAAUAAUUUCGACUCUCAAAACAAAACUUGAAAUUCUAGUACCAACGGUUUAACGCGAAUCUCAGAGAACGUAUAGUAAAUGAUCCUAAUAUUGCUGAUCCGCGAUUAAUAAUAAUAAUAUUAUUUAUUUAUUUCAUUCAAAAAGGAAACUCCAAAAGCUUUGAAAAACAUUUCAAGACAUAAAGAACAAAAAAUGACAGAAUUCGGACCGUUUGGCAAGUCGCGCACCUGUUAUUUGACUAUGAAAGGUAACCUUAAUUCGCGGCUGGGAAUUUCCCGAAAAUUGGCCAUAACACUUCUUGAUGUCCCAGAUGAAGAUUCUGAAAGUUUCAACCUGCACAACUUCUUUUUUUUCGAGGAUCAAGGGCUUGAAGCAUAAAAAUAGACUGGUUUUAUGGAUUUAGAGGGUUUUCUUUCACGCGUCUUUUCUCGAAAACGAGCAAGCUUUGCAGGUUCAGACUUUCAGAAUCUUCUUCUGGUACAUCAAGAAGAGUUCUGGUCAAUUCUCAGGAAAAUACCAACUGCAAGGUAAAACGACCUUCCUUGUAAGCGAACUUGAGCGAAAAGUCUUAUCGAAAAAGGUGAAUAAUAAAAAAAUUUCAGCCUUGUAAAAAAGUUUGCUAUUCACCGGCCUGCGCCUGUCUUCCUGGAUUCGCCAGGUUGUUCAACUCGAAAUCCGCCCCGUGCAUAUCCAAAAGUGACCCUGCCUGCAGCAAAUGUCGCGGAGGCUGUGAGCCAGGGAAGUCUUGCAAACAAGUUCUGUGGUGCCUCCGAGAGCCUUGUCCCCUUUCUCACAGUUGCGAAGAAAACUAUAAGAAGGGUUAGAAAGGCGAAUAAAGCUUCGAAUCGUGUGAUUUUCCUAUAUUGAAGAUACAUUGUGAAUUCCAGGGAGAGGCAUGAAAAAUGAAGAAAAGGACAAUGUUAAUUUUCGUGGUGGUUGUUUGAUUGACUAGUGAGACACUGUUGUAAAGGGCUUUCAAAACGAAAAACGCAAGAAAACCAGUUCCGUCGUUGCUUUGAUCAUCUCUGAGCUGAGUAAUGUACCAGAUCAAACUCCUAACGUGGGCUUUAUUUUUCGCGAUGUUCGCGACAGCUUUUUCGCGAGGACCAGAUAUUUGGAAUGUGCCGAAAAAGCCGGUGACGGUGGCAGUACAAACUUGGCAGUCACGCGUUUUCGCCCAUGGACGCCAUUCCAAGAUUUUCUUCGUCCACGUGUCCUGUAGCGAUCUUCUUUGCGCAGAGCCAUUUUCUCUACACAGCUUCCGACCAAACUUGGCGUAGCUUCAACAAUUCAUAGAGCCAGGAGUUUCUUCGUCUGUCGAGCAAUGUUACACCGAGCAUUCAUUGCAUCCUUUUCCGCUCUUUCGUUGCCAGAAGGUCCCUCUCUUUCUUCUUUAGAGUCCAUGUUUCCGAACCAUACAGAAAGGCUGGCCGUUGGAUUUCGGUAUAGGCUUUUCAAUGUCGAGCAAAAAGAGACGACGUUCCUUGGUAGUAGAGUAUGUCCUUGGUGUCAUUCAAGACAAGGCUACCAGUGCCGGCCCGAACAGAAAGUACAGGCAACAAAAACAUAACAAGUUUGACGUCUGCUUCUAGCUAUUCUUGCAAUUUCAAACAGCUCCUUUUUUCAGUAUACUUCUCGAAAAAAGUCUGAAGUUAAUCAAAGAUACCUUGAAUCAGAAAUAAAAGCUGCUAACUCGCAGUUUUUCAUUUUAUGAUAAAAUAUUAAAUAAAGAGGUCAUUUUCAAUAAAAAGAAACGUCCAGUCUAUGAGCUCCAUAUACACAAAAGGAAAAAAAAAGAAGAAGCUGGGAAGAAAUCAAUUUUUUCAAAGGGCUCUAUGUCCAUGCAUAGGCAAAGUCGGAAGGACCCUUUACGGGCCCUUUGAGCGUCCGUUAUGGAUCAAAAUGUUUCCAUUAUCGUUCCUAAAAGGGUGGCAACGGUUUCCUUUUUGCGUCCUCUCAUCGACCUUCAUCCACCCUUUUUGGAUCCUUUUGAGAAAUACAAUUUUUUUUAAAAAUUAUGAGUAAUCUUUACAAGUGACUGUGUAUGAACCAAAAUAAGCUUCAGUAAAAAAAAUCGAAAAUCAUCAAUAACAGAGACUUUUAGAACCCUUUUGCACCCUCACUCUUUCUUCACCUUUAUUGCGGCCUCUCCCUUUUUUCGCCCUUUUAUGACUCUUUUUAGCCCACCAAGAAUGAAAGGCUCAUCUAAGGCGGUAAAAAGAGACCCUUUUAGCGGCCAUUUUGCAGUCACUCCCUUUUUGCACCCGUUUUCCGCCCUUCCGACUUUGGCAGUGGUCACUUUUAAAGAUUAUUCUUAAUUCAAAAAAAUUUAUUUCUCGAAAGGGUCCAAAAAGGGCGGAUGAAGGCCUAUGAAAGGACUCAAAAAGGCAGUAAAAAGGAAACUUCUGCCACCCGUUUAGGAACAAUUAAUGGAAACAGACGAGUGCGUAACGGACGCUCAAAGGGCCCAUGAAGGAUCAUUCCGACUUUGCUUAUGACUAAGAAAGAAAAGCUUAAUAAAGACCGCAGAACAGAACCAUUUUAGCGGCCAUUUUGCAGUCACUUUCUAUUUGCACCCGUUUCCCGCACUUCCGACCUUGGCAGUGAUGAGAGGAUCUUCUUCUUCUUACGCCUUUAUACCGCUUGAGCGGCGUCGGCACCCCAAGCCGAAGUCCUAUCCUGAUAUCAGUGAUAAUCAGUGGACCGGCUCCAGUGACAUAUCCGUCCUUGUGUGUGACGACUGAGGAUUAUGAAGCCGUGGUUUCCGACUACCAACAUUACUUAAACCUCUUGGUUGGGUCGGGGAUCGAACUUGUGACCCUGUGGACCGUAGUUGCGCUACGGCGCGCCCUGAUGAGAUGA
Molecule: messenger RNA, 3430 nt
Organism: Caenorhabditis auriculariae
Lineage: Eukaryota; Metazoa; Nematoda; Chromadorea; Rhabditida; Rhabditidae
Source: the annotation of a GenBank genome assembly